AUGAGCUCGGCACAGCUAGCCGCUUCGGCUGCGUUCCGAGCGAAGAACCAGAAUCCUCAACCGCCUCCAGUUAGCAAUGUCCCUAAACCAGAGCCCAAGAAACCCCAGCCGUCCCUGUCGCCCAAACCUCGACAAAAAGAUGUUCUGCCUACACAAUCGUCCCCUCAGCCAACAAAGAAACUUGCAGAUGCUCCUAACUUGUCAAUGGCUGCUGCAACAAAGUCCACUGAGGCUCAGCAACAGCAGAAGCAAUCAUCACGAAAGCCUAACUUACAAAUAGACCUCAGCUAUCUGAAGAGCGUAUCGCAAGCGUCUUUGGCUACAGCGGCUGCAGAGCAUUCCACGAAGAACCAGAAAUCCAGCGUUGGCUCAGGAUCAGUGUAUAAUACUCCUUUGGUGAGGACUCCAGCGGUCGCAGCAGCUGCACUUUCUUCGUCUGAGAAGCUCUCACAGACACCAUUGCCGAGAACAUCUAUUGACGACGAUAAUGUGUCGCUCAGUUCGGCCCAUCACGAUUACUUUUACACUCCGAAGUUUUACCAGGCGGAAACUACCAACGGUCCAAGUCCGCUGCGCCUGCGUCUCAGCAUUGCAACUGACCCAAAAGAUAUGGUCGACAGCAUCAAGAACUCUAUUAAUUCAAAGACAAAGAGCGGCACGGCCAAGGAAAGCGCCAAGCGUAACCAGGCGGCAUUGAACGAGUUUAGACAAACGGUUGAGCUGAAACGCCACUCAUCUCAGAUUUCGCAAGACCCUCAUGGCAACCCAGUGGCGUUCAUUGGAAGUUUGGAUGACCUGCUGAAAUCAAACAACAGCUUGCCACUGAGGACCAGCGACACAGAAGAAUCUCUGCCUUCGUUCGAGCAUCAGAUAUUUAACAUCAAAGACCUCCAGAAUCUAAACACAUCGCGGGUUUCGGUCGAUUCAUACGCUUCCGGAAGCGAGGCAGAGACCCCAGUUACACCUUCCAUUGCUGUUAUUGAUGCCGAUGGCGAUGCAGAGGAGACGCUAAAGAAACCUCCAUCGACAUUUGGCAAAUCAAGCCAGCCGAUCCCUGUUCCCCCAUCCCAUAAUGCCGUUGCUAGAGGCAACGCUGGACAAUCUAAUGGAUCAGAACUUUUAUCUCAACACUCACCAGGCCUGCCAGGGAAUUUUUCAGACUCUAAGCUCGAUGAGGCUCUCAAGAAGGUGAGACGGAAGCCUCCGCCAGAUAUGAUAGAAGGGGACGAAAGCUCAGCAAGACAGUCCUAUGAACAAUCAACAAGUAAUCCGCUGAGCGGCGUGGAAGAUAAUGGAGAUGCGAAGUUUCCACAGUACCCUGAUAUCAAAGAGAGACGUAAGCAUCGUCGUAUUUUUGGAAGGAAGAAAGAGCCUGGCGCUGAAGCUGCGAGGGAGCGUCAAUCCAUGGAUCUGCAGAAUGAAGUUGAGCCAGAAGAGCCGCCAGUCCCUCAAGGCAAGCCUACCAAUGGAAUUUCCCCUGUUAUCGCCAACCCACAUGUCGCGUUGAAGACGACCAUGAGAAAGAUGAACAGAAAGAAAGAAAAGAAGGCCUUCGACGAGAACAAACCCUGGAAGAAUCAUAGCAAGCUUGAUGAAGUCCUGGAAAGCGAACGUAAACGUUACGAAGGUGUUUGGGUGAGUAACAAGGGACUCUACAUCAACAAAGUCGUCACCAGGCUUGAAGGUGUCGAUUAUAAUAAAAACUACAGCGAAGAGGAGGAAAGAAAAAAGCAAAAAGCUCUUCAAGAACAGGAUGCGCUGGAGUUGGCAGCACGGCUUUCAUCGGCAGCCGAGGCAUGCAAUACCGAGACGAUGGAGGAACAUAUACAAGAGAGACACGGUCUCAAACAGGCCGACCCGCACGAACUCAUCCACGGAAUAAUCGUGAAGCGAAUCUGGAGAAGGAGCAGGCUCCCUCGAGAAACGCUCGCCGCAGUGUGGGAUCUAGUGGAUUUCCGCAAGGACGGGACCCUUAACAAGAUUGAAUUUGUGAAAGUGGAUGAGCUGGUAUGGAGCAGUUUGGGCAACAUUGGCAUCAACGUUGUCAUCCGCAAGAAGCGGCGCUAA
Messenger RNA from Candidozyma haemuli, 2067 nucleotides. RefSeq names its product Irs4p (gene IRS4). The coding region runs from base 1 to 2067 and encodes 688 amino acids. The record is from RefSeq and is a predicted model, not a curated record. The transcript is spliced from 2 exons. NCBI's taxonomy places the organism in Eukaryota, Fungi, Ascomycota, Pichiomycetes, Serinales, Metschnikowiaceae.